CCAUACAAGGCAAGCCCACAUUGGAGGAAGAACCGCCCAGGGCAUGAGCUUUAAAAAGCCUUGCUCAGGUAAUAAAACGCAUACUAUCCUUUUCGCAAGCAGUAAAGUAUGCUGGAGAUGGGUAGGAGACUAGGGACCAUCCUGCUGUUAGUUCAGACUCUUUGUUUGACAUCAGUUGAUGCCUACCCCGAUGGAAAAGUGACUGAAUCCUGUGGGAGUAUGAUGCCAAUACAUGGUCAUGCCCCCAAUACCAGCCACUCUCCCUACACUCUGGCUGUCAAUGUCACUACAUUCAGUUCUGGAGAUUACAUCCAAGUUACCAUAUCUGGAACGACAUACUUUGAGGGAUUCCUGCUUGAGGCUCGGAAUGCAUCCAAUCCAGACUCUGAUGCUGUUGGCUCCUUCAUCCUGACCAAUCCUAAAACCACACAACUGUUGAAAUGUGGCCACACUGCGGGUUCAGCUGUCAGUCACACAAGUGAUGCCAGACAGACAAAAGUCGUGGUAAUCUGGAACGCUCCCCAAAACUCACCCGACGCUGUCGAAUUUCUUGUGACAGUAGUAGCUCAUUUCAAGACUUUCUGGGUGAAAAUCCCUGGUCCUGUUGUGUCUCAGAGUGGGGUAACUCCCAUCCCACCUAAACCCACCACACCUUCCACUACCAUAAUGACUUCAACUCCCUCUGUGUUGCCCAGACCAUUCAGCUCAGUGGGUUGUGGCCAACAGAAGUCCUGCCUGUUGGACCCAGUGGGAUGUGACCCAGAAAAAGAUCCAUCGUGCUUCUUCCUGUCGUUCGCCCCCAAGGGUCAGACUGUGGUGUUUGAGCUCAGUGGGCCCUCAGACGGCUACAUUGCCUUCGCCCUCUCCCAUGACACAUGGAUGGGGGAUGAUGACAUGUACCUAUGUGUGAGGGAUGACGGCUUGGUGGAUGUGAGCGCAGCUUAUGUCGAAGGAAGGUCCUACCCAAAGGAGGCCUCUGAGAAUGUUCUUACAGACGUGGCCUGGAGAUUGGCGGAUGGAGUCAUUCAGUGUCGGUUUCGUCGACAAGUUCUUGUCCCACAGGACCCAACCCGGUUUAGUCUGGACGCACCGUAUUACCUGUUCAUGGCAUACGGUGAAGCUGAAUAUGGCGAGGUGCAAAGGCAUGACCGCCAACCCCUCAUAUCCUCACAGCAGUCGGUCAUCAACGGCCCAGCAGAGAUUCUCAAUGGCUCUCGAUCACCACUUCUCAUGAAAUUUCACAGCAUUCUGAUGUUAAUUGCCUGGAUGUUGGCUGGGAGCACAGGUACUUUCCUAGCCAGCUACUUCAAGCCUGAUUGGCCAGAGAGAACACUGUUUGGUCAGAAAAUUUGGUUCCAGGUACAUCGAGGGUUGAUGAUCUUAACAGUGCUGCUUACCUGUGUGGCCUUCACUCUUCCCUUCAUCUACAGAGGAGGUUGGAGUAAGCGUGCUGGGGCCCAUCCCUACCUGGGAUGUACUGUACUAACCCUGGCUCUCCUUCAGCCUAUCAUGGCCACUCUCAGACCUCCCCCUGACUCCUCCAGGAGGUGGGUGUUUAAUUGGCUGCAUUGGGGAGCUGGGACUGUUGCUGAGAUUAUGGCUGUUGCGGCAAUGUUUUUGGGGACGGGCCAGCAAUCUGUGCUCCUGCCUCACUCCUGGCGCCUGGGGGUUCUGGCUGGGUUCCUGGCAUGGGUCGUCCUCUUGAGGGUGCUACUUGGGCUCCAUAAAAAAGGCUACAUUAAAACAGGAUUUUGUGACUUUGUUUCCAAAGCGAGUGACAUUGAUGAUCAGCAGAGGAUUCUUGCUGAUGACUCAGAGGUCAGCACUUGGGAUGCAUGGUUCAAAAUCGUUGCCCUUCUUGCCUUUGUUAUUGGGAAUAGCGGGUUCCUGAUCAGCUUCAUUUACACCAUCCGUGGAUUGUGAUGAAUCUGUGAGAAGGGCCAUUCCAUGGUACAUGACAACUCACUGGCUGUUAGAAUGGUGGAGGAUCCUGACUCUUAUUCAGAUUCAGGCCACAGGCAGAUCAAAACACUGAACCAGAUCUAAAGCUAUAGAUGGAGUGAUAGGAGAUAUAUAUAAAUAAAUACUGGAUAGAUUAUCCAUUUCACACAUCAAGUAUUUCUGCACUAUUGAUUUUGCACUAAUGUUCUUAUCCCAACUUCUCAGGGAAAUGCAGUUGAACACUCAGCAGCCAGUUUAUUAGGUAUACCAUCCCGUUCACGAAAAUAGAUCGCUUCUACAGUGAGUCACGUGGCUGUGGCUUAGUAUAUACUGUAAAGCAAGCAGACAGGCAUCGAGCACAGGAGGCUGCUGAGGGGAGGACGGCUCAUAGUAAUGGCCUGAACCGAGCGAAUGGAAUCAAACACAUGGAAGCCAUGUGUUUGUAUUUGAUACCGUUCCACUAAUGCCAUUACCACGAACCCGUCCUCCCCAAUUAACACCAACCUCCUGUGGCAUCGAGGCAUUCAGUUACUGUUCGAUUGACCAUUCGAAUAGGCAAAACGAGUGACCUAAGCGAAUUUGAGAGUGUUAUGAUUGUCAGUGCCAGGCGCACUGGUACCAGUAUCUCAGAAAUGGCCGCCCUCCUGGGCUGUUCACACACGUCUAGGGUUUACCAAGAAUGGGGCGACAAACAUCCAGUCAGUGGCAGUCCUGUAGGUGGAAACGGCUCGACAUAAGCGGGCUAAGGAGAAUGGCAAGAAUCGUGCAAGCUAACAGGUGGGCCACAGACAUAACGGCGCAGUACAACAAUGGUGUGCAGAAUGGCAUCUCGGGAACGCGAAACUCGUCGAUCCUUGUCAUGGAUGGGCUAUUACAGCAGACCACCACACCGCUCCUAUCAGCUAAAAACAAGACGCUUCAUUGGGCACGUGAUCACCAACACUGGACAACUGAGGAAUGGAACAACAUCACCUGGUCCGACGAAUCCCGGUUCCUGUUGACUCAUGCUGAUGUCAGGAUUUGGCGUAAGCAACAUGAGUCCAUGGCCCCAUCCUGCCUAGUGUCAUCGGUACAGUCUGGUGUAGUGGUGUGGGGAAUGUUUUCCUGGCAUACCUUAGGUCCCUUGAUAUCAAUUGAACGCCACAGCAUAUAUGAACAUUGUUGCUGACUGAACCCAGUAGAGGAUCUUUGGGAUGAGACUGAACGGGGUGUUGGCAGCACGACUGUACCGCCAUCCAAUAUGCAUUAACUCUGAUGCCUUCACCUCAGCAUGGACCAACAUCCCUGUGGAACGUUUCCCGACACCUUGUAGAAUCCAUGCCAAGUAUUCGGGCUGUUUUGGAGGCAAAGGGGGAUCUGACCCGGUACUAGAUGGGUGUACCUAAACUGUCCGCUGAGUGUAUAUUGAAAUGCAUUAUCUCAAUACAGCCUUGUCCCAUAUGAGUUCAUGUUUAUUACAUUUGUGAAGUGUUGCUGAAUAUAUAUGUAAGGGAGAAUGCACAAUCUCAAUGAAUAAUUACAAAUUCUCUUUGUUUGAAUUAUGUGCGGGUCAGUUAUGUUUCUGAAACAGAAGUUAUCCUGUAGUAUAAUAUCAGUAAAUAAAUACAUUUGGAAAGUUAA
Molecule: messenger RNA, 3561 nt
Organism: Salmo salar (Atlantic salmon)
Lineage: Eukaryota; Metazoa; Chordata; Actinopteri; Salmoniformes; Salmonidae
Gene: frrs1a
Product: ferric-chelate reductase 1a
Cellular component (GO): membrane
Source: RefSeq, a predicted model, not a curated record